This is a messenger RNA of Rhododendron vialii, 907 nucleotides long. RefSeq lists its product as uncharacterized. NCBI's taxonomy places the organism in Eukaryota, Viridiplantae, Streptophyta, Magnoliopsida, Ericales, Ericaceae. Gene Ontology annotation, cellular component: cytoplasm. The transcript is spliced from 2 exons. The record is from RefSeq and is a predicted model, not a curated record. Gene Ontology annotation, molecular function: zinc ion binding; translation regulator activity; single-stranded RNA binding. The coding region runs from base 121 to 780 and encodes 219 amino acids. Gene Ontology annotation, biological process: positive regulation of cytoplasmic translation.
CCACCUGCGCCACAAGUAAUUACAUGGGUGAGAUUUGUGAAGGCCUUUAAUGAUAAAUAUUGUCCUGAGAUGUAUCGUUUUGCGCAAGAAGCAAAAUUUAUCAAUCUUAAAUAGGGGAGUAUGUCGGUGGCCGAAUAUGAUGCCAAGUUUAAUGCUCUUUCAGCUUAUACUACGGAUAUGGUGGAUACUGAAGAAAAGAAGGGUAGACGGUUCAGAAGUGGACUGGGGGAUAAUGUUCGAACCAGAAUAACGGCUUAUAAAGAAAAAGAUUAUGCGAAUUUGGUUGAAACAGCAAACAAGGUUGGCAAGGAUGUUGAAGAAAUGUUUGAAAAGCGGGAACAGACUAAGAGAAGCAAAACUGCAGCCAAUCAAGUUAGGCAAGCAAGCAAAUCUGGUGGUGACUACAAAUGUGGAAGCAGAUUUCAACAUUUGAAGGGGCAAAGUGAUUUCAAACAACAAAGUGGACAAGGGCAAGAGGUGAGUAAGCAAAGCGUGAGUAGGGAAGGUGGGUCAAGUGGUCGAGGGACUUUCUUUCGGUGCUUCCGUUGUGGUUCUCCUUAUCAUCGUGUUAGAGAUUGUCCGGAAGCAGGCAAGGGAAUUAAAUGUUACAAUUGUGGUGAAAUGGGGCAUAUGUCAACACAGUGUACAAAACCUCGUGCGCCGGCAGCAUCUUCAGUUGGCAGCGUUCCUGUUGGAAGCGAAGCUUCGAGUAGUUCUGUUGGUCGUGGUUGUGGAGUGAAUGGUUCUACUGCACCGGGUAGGGUGUUUGCUAUGACAUGACAGAAUGUUCAAGCUACUCCAAAAGUGGUGACAAGUUCAGAGGCAACAACGAGCACCGCAACUCCACGUAGGGAGUGAGCUUGUGUUGGUUUCUCUUUUUGUUGGAGACCGAGGUGAGCGUUCGAGU